Molecule: messenger RNA, 2397 nt
Organism: Eimeria necatrix
Lineage: Eukaryota; Apicomplexa; Conoidasida; Eucoccidiorida; Eimeriidae
Exons: 10
Coding region: 1-2397 (798 amino acids)
Source: RefSeq, a predicted model, not a curated record
AUGUUUGAACGAGCCCGCAGCAGCAGCAGACGCGAGCUGCCGUGUGCCGAUGGCUCGGCGGCCGCGGAGCGUCUGCCGCUGCUCUCUGCUGCUCUGGUGUUGUUCCUCCGGUUUGAAUUGAAUAAUUUGUUUGUUAAAGAAAUAAAUUGUUUGCUAAAGAAAUCGGCCCUGCAGCAGCAGCAGCAGCAGCAGCAGCAGCAGCAGCAGCAUCGACGCUUCCCGCGCAGCGAACAGUCGCCCGCAAAGCCCAAAGAGGACUUGAAGCAGCAGCUGCAGCAGCAGCUGCAGCAGCAGCUGCAGCAGCAGCUGCAGCAGCAGCUGCAGCAGCAGCUGCAGCGGGCCCUGGGCACUUUGAGGGACGAGGAGCGCCGUUUGCUGCAGACCUGGGGCUGCCGCAACAGGCCCGUGGAGCCCCGCCGGGGGCCCCACAGCAGCAAAACUCUGAGGGGCCCCCGAAGUGCUUCUCUUGGAGGGGCCCCGCAGCCUGUGGGGUCCUCUGCAGCAGAGAGAAGUGCUGCUUCUCUCAGCAGCUUGAGAAGAAGGUCUUGUAGGAACUUGGGCCUGCGGGUGCGGGUGAUGGAAAACUGCAGCUUCCCUUCCGCCUCAAACUCCUCCCUUCUCAAGGCCCCAAGCCCCACCAAUGGUAUAGCAGCAGCAGCUAACUGGGGCGCUGGUGCUGCUGCUGCAGCACCUGCAGCAGCAGCAGCAGCAGCAGCAGCAGCAGCAGCAAGAGGAAGUGGCCUUUCACCCCUUGUGCACAGCAGCUCUGUCCCAGCUGUCUGUACAUACACCCCAAAGUGGCAGGGGAGAAACAAAGAAAACAUUUGUGGGGCCCUUUUGAGUCUUUCGGAGAAAGAAGCAAAAGUUGCUGCUGCAGAAUCAUUCUGCAGCAGCAGACUGUCUGCUGCUGCAGAACCAUUCUGCAGCAGCAGACUGUCUGCUGCAGCAGAAUCAUUCUGCAGCAGCAGACACAGGCAGCAGACUGGCCCGGAGCUCCAGGGGAAGCAGCAGCGCGCCGAGGUGCAGCACACGCAGCAGCAGCUGCUGCGGCUGCAGCAGCAACGGCAGCAGCUUCUGCAGCAACGCCAACAGCAGCAGCAGCAGCUGCUGCUGCUGCGAAUGCCGCAGCAGCAACCAAAUCACCUGCACAUCAAGGACGACAGAAACUUCUGGGGCGGGAGGCGCCAGCAGCAGCAGCAGCAGCAGCAGCAGCAGCAGCAAGGAGCAGUAGCAAGACCUAGACACACAACUGUGACUGAAAUGGGAGACAAAACAGCUGCAUGCAAAGAGCAGCAAGAAGGCCUUAGCAAGCAGCCAACUGUGCAGCAGCAGCUGCUCGAGGCCCAAAGGCGGGUGGAAAUGCUGCAGGCUCUGCUGCAGCAGCAGCAGCAGCAGCAGCAGCAGCAACGCCACCAACACAGGGCUCUGCCGCUUCAGGCGCCAGACCUGCUGCAAAAGCAGCGAUCAACGCAUCUGCAGCAGCUAGGGCAACAGCAGUCGCUGCAGCAGCAGCAGCAGCUGCUGCGGCAGCAGCAGCUAUCACAGCAGCAGGAACAGCAGCAGGCGGCACAGGCUGGUACUCGGCUGCUGCAGCAAAACCGGUGCCGCCCCACAGAUCUGCAUGCACUGCAGCAAAAACCCAGAGCCUCUGUGGCUUCUCCGCCUGCCCGUCCCCAAGAUCCUGGGUGUUUAGACCAAUCUGCAGCAGCAGCAGCAGCAGCAGCAGCAGCAGCAGCGCCCACUGCAGCAGCAGUUUAUGACGCAGCAGCACGCACAGCAGCAGCAGCCCGCGCUGCAACAGCAGCGCGCACUGCAGCAGCAGCAGAAGCAGCUGCAUGCGCAGCGCCGUCACGUGCUGCAGCGGCAGCAAGUACAGAAGCAGCAGCACGUGCAGCAGCAGAGCUCCCCGCAGAGGACGCAGCAGCAGCAGCAGCAGCAGCAGCAGCAGCAGCAAGUGCAGCAGAGGGACCUGCUUUGGGGGGCCUGAGCUUCCUUGGCGCAGCCAGCCCUAGCGAGCCAGAGCCAGACCCCAAUUUGCUGCCCACCAGCGCCUCUUUGGCCCAGGCGGUGCAGCAGCAGCACAACGAGCUCUUCUCCGGCCUUAAGCGAGUCAGUCCCCCCGCCUCUUUGCUGCUGCCUCUCUGCUUCUUCCCAAGUACUAGCAGCAGCAGCAGCAGCAGCAGCAGCAAGUGCAGCAAAGGGGCCUGUUUUGGGUGCUUGGGGGGCCCCCGGGGGCCUCCGGGGCCCCCGGGGGUGCUUGAGGGGCCCCCGGGGGCCCCGGGGGGCCCCGGGGGGCCCCCAGGGGCCCCCGGGGCCCCCAGGAUCCCGCAGGGGCCAAUGGGAGGGCGAGACCUGGAGGCCCUUGGGGGCCCCGAAAUUCCCCAGAAGUUUUCUUAG